CAUUUCAUUCAGGUGGGCAAAAUCUAUUCUGAGUAACUGCACCAGUAAAGGGGGGCUAUCACAUCGCAUAAUGCUGUUAGUUUCAUAGCUCUACGCCGCAGCGUUGCAAAGGAAUGUGUCAAAUGACGCUUCGAAUGUGCUCAUUGGAAAAGUCGAGAUUCCGGAUGUUAGAAACCGCCCCAAAAAAUAAGGGCGAUUCAACGCUCUUUUCGAUGUCAGCAGGAUACCCACGGUUCGGAGGGUAUUUUAAGACACCUUCACCAUAUAUAUAGAUGCCCAGAACGACUUUUGGACCUCAGAUUUCGCAGCAGCCAGUGGUACCAAUCUUCAUAUUGCCAGUUCAGUUGAGCUACUGGUCUAAACUCGCCGGCACAUACACUCCAGCAAGGAAGAUCCAUCAGAUCACGUCUCUCAAAGAUGCUUUUUUCAACUGUUCUGCUGGCCUUCGCCGCUCUUGGCGCUCCGUCUGCCUUUGCCAGUCCUGUGUCUCUCGAAGGCAGGAAUAUAACUGGAAUCGACCAAGUCUUAAAACGGCAGAGUGCUGACCGUAUCUGUGGAGAUGAAAACCCCUACAGUGCAUCUUUCCAAGCUCAAACAUUCGAAUAUGCCAGUCAAAGCUACAGCGCAACUGGACUAACUGCUAGGGGCAGUGUUGGUGACAGAGUAUACCCCCACGAGUUCGAGAACAGAAAAAACGAAGUUACUCUUCCUGACUGCCCGGGUGUCCCGGGACCAUACCAGGAAUUCCCUAUCCGGCAGGGUGGGCUUCUCUUCGCAGAUGGUGUUGAUCAGGGAUCGGAUCGUAUCAUCUACAAGAUUACUGCUACGAAUCCAGCAAAUGGUCUUCCGGAUAAUUUCGUAUACUGUGGCGUCAUUACCCAUCUGGGCGCACGGCGCAAUAAGUUCGUUACGUGCCCUAAUGUGUAGAACCUUUGUUCCCGCAAUAAAGGCUUGGAUUUUUUAGCUACAGCCUUAUUGUAGCGAAUUGACCGGCCUUGACAAGUUGGAGAGUGGAUUGGAAGCUUGAUCUUGGAUAGAGACACUCGUUUAACUUAAUCUUGUACGAUCUCUCACUAGCUGUAUAUAUCGCAACGCUCAUUAGUUAGUUAGCAAAAUUUCUAUAACAGACAUUGAUCUCCCUGUCAAAGGAAUGGUUCAAACCAGCAGC
Molecule: messenger RNA, 1168 nt
Organism: Paecilomyces variotii
Lineage: Eukaryota; Fungi; Ascomycota; Eurotiomycetes; Eurotiales; Thermoascaceae
Exons: 3
Coding region: 418-927 (169 amino acids)
Molecular function (GO): RNA nuclease activity; RNA binding
Source: RefSeq, a predicted model, not a curated record